Salvia splendens (bonfire salvia) is the source of this 2331-nucleotide messenger RNA. RefSeq names its product plant UBX domain-containing protein 8. The record is from RefSeq and is a predicted model, not a curated record. The coding region runs from base 490 to 2058 and encodes 522 amino acids. Gene Ontology annotation, molecular function: ubiquitin binding. NCBI's taxonomy places the organism in Eukaryota, Viridiplantae, Streptophyta, Magnoliopsida, Lamiales, Lamiaceae. The transcript has 12 exons.
UCUCGUGUUGUUUAUUUGAUGAUAUUGAUUUAUGUUUUUCGUUUUCUUUCUGAAAAUGUUAUGUGUGAUCGCAAUAUGAGGCGUUGUUGGAUUGCAAGCUGCGGGAAUAUAUAUUCACUACCGCUGUAUGGUUUGCUUGGUUGAUCAGUGUCUCAUCCUAGGCUACUUCACCAUCUCUGUUAUUAUGGUGAAGCUUGAGAUUCAGUUCUAUAAAAGGCUCAGAUGCUGGGGUUUGCCCCCCCCCCCACCACAACCACAUUAGCUAAUGUGUAUGUCGAUGGCGGAUCAGUAUCCUCCAGCCCUCAAACUAGCAGAUUAGUAUUUUUCCUUAGCUACUAUCUUGGGGAAGUUCAAAAUUAUCGAUCAGAAAUCUAUGUCUGAUAGAAGGAGCAUCUGGGCAACCUCAAUGAAGCUGUCAAUGCCCAUUUUACAGAAGGGGACAGAAACUUAACUCAACAGACAUCUUUUACGUCUUCUCGAGCUGAAGGCAUGGAUAUAGAUGAUCCUAUGUCAUUUGAGUCCAAUAGACCUCCACCUUCCUUAUUACCAUUUGGGAGAGACUUAAAUCCAUUCUCACUCCUUGAUCCCAACUGCAAUAGAAGUAUUUAUGAUAGAGGUGAUGCUUCAAAUCGAACACCCUUUGUCUCACAUCCAAGAGAGGUGAGGGAGAUCCCAAUCGGGGUGAAAGAUGAGACUGGUGCUACUGGCCGUUCCGUUGGUGCUUCCAUCAUUGAAGAUGUAACUGGAUCUACACACGGACAUGGAACAGAAGUACGUGGAACAGUCAUAAUAGAUGAUGACGAACCCUUUCCAAUUUUACCACCUACACGUGCUGCCACACAUGGGACUGGAUAUAGCUCCAGGUUUUCUGAACCAAGUGCUCCAACUACUGUCGACUUGCCUGACUAUGGAAAUGAUAUAGAGGAAGAAAUGAUACGUGCUGCCAUUGAGGCUUCCAAGCAGGAAGCUGGAUUGUCAAGUCAGGAUUCUGAAGAUCCUGCUCCUGUGCUGACACAGUCCCACCCAGAAGAUGCUGAGUUUGCACAUGUCGUUUCCUUAUCAUUGCAGACUGCAGAGAGGGAAAAAGCUCUGAGGGAACGAGAGGGGAAGGCUUUACCCUCAGGAGAAGUUCAGAUAUCAGGGACUUCAGAUGAAGUAGGGAUAUUAUCUGCAAAUGGGAGGCAAUCUCAAUUGGAGGUCGGAAGCACAACCUUGCCCGAUGAAGCUGAGGAUGUGGAAGAUCUACCACUGGUCAGACGUAGGAGGAGAUUUGUGUCUUCAGCCCCUAUCGAUACUGCCGAACUUAGUGAAGACAUUGACGAUGCACCACCUUCGAGUCCUCCACCAGAAAAUAAUGUUCCCCGUCCCCACCAAAUUAGAAGUGAAUUCCCAUCUGAUGAGUGGGGGGGCAUCUCAUCUGUGGAACAUGAUGAAGCUGUAAUGCUUGAAGCAGCGAUGUUUGGUGGUAUCCCAGAAGGAGGUGGAUAUAAUUUCCCUCAUGCACCUCAUCAUCUCUCACAGAAUGGUUUAGGUGUCUCUACAUAUCCUUACCCCAGGCAUAAUCUUCGUCCUCCAUCUCCUUCUCUUACUGCUCAGCGAUUGAUACGAGAGCAACAGGAUGAUGAGUAUCUUGCUUCAUUACAAGCUGACCGAGAAAAGGAAUUGAAGGCCAAAGAAGAAGCGGAAGCCGCUCUGGCAGAAGAGAAACUCAGGGAGGAAGCAAUGCACAGAAAAUUGCAAGAAGAACAGGAAAAAGAGAGACAAUUAGCUGCAAAAGAGGCAUCCCUUCCUGGGGAACCAACUCCAGAUGAUGAGAAUGCCGUUACCCUCCUUGUGCGGAUGCCUGAUGGAAGUAGGCGGGGACGACGUUUUCUCAAGUCAGACAAGCUACAGAGUGUAUUUGACUACAUUGAUAUUGGCAGAGUGGUCAAACCUGGCAGCUACAGAUUGGUGAGGCCAUAUCCUCGACGUGCUUUUGGUGAUGGAGAGAGCCCCUCAACUCUCGACGAAUUGGGUUUAACCAGCAAGCAAGAAGCCUUGUAUCUGGAGCUGAUAUAGUUUAUAUGCUUAUUGUUCAAAGCUGCAAAGAAUACAGGCCAGUUCAAUACCAAUUUAUCUCAACUCUUGUAAGUGAUGUCGCAGUUGGUUUGUUGCUUUUGGUCGGAUGGUGACUAAUAUUUGUUUCAUUGCGGGCAUGAUUUCUGGCUGAUUUUUAUAUAAGUUAACUUGAAAAUGGGUUUUAGACUAGCAGUGGGUGCAUUAUGUCGUGUAAAAUCUACUGUUCCCUUGGGAGAUGGUCAAGAAGAGGCUUUUGCCUGGCCCUUAAAUUUA